Molecule: messenger RNA, 4215 nt
Organism: Penicillium canariense
Lineage: Eukaryota; Fungi; Ascomycota; Eurotiomycetes; Eurotiales; Aspergillaceae
Product: RNA helicase aquarius
Exons: 4
Coding region: 1-4215 (1404 amino acids)
Biological process (GO): mRNA splicing, via spliceosome
Cellular component (GO): catalytic step 2 spliceosome
Molecular function (GO): mRNA binding; helicase activity
Source: RefSeq, a predicted model, not a curated record
AUGGCACAGAGUCUCGAGGCCAGGCCGACCGUGGUGGAUUUUCGCGAGGACAGCCCGUGGGUGAAGCUGGCCAAGGCGCACUGGUUGGACACGACUGUCCGCAAGGUCAAGCCAGAUGUGAUCAAACAGCAUUUGUGGGAUCCGCUGGAGGCGGAGGGCUUCACGAGUCGUUCACUUUUGAUAUUGGAGAACUUGAAUGUGCUGGAAAAGUUCCUUUGGCCGACGUACACCGAAGAUGCGUCGAAUCACCACGUUCUUCUGAUUGCUCUGAUUGUCAGCGUGAAACAUCGUGAGCACCUUGCAAUAUGGGACAUUUUCUCCGAUCGCGCCGACGAUUUCUCGAGCCUAUUCCAUCGAAUCCUGUCAAUGAGCAUUGAUACGUCGCUGUCCACCAAUUCCCGCAUGUCAAUAAUCUCGUUCAUAAUCAGUGCCUUUCAAUCACUCGAGAACGUCUUGAUCCGGAAAGAAUGCGCCCCGCUCGUUUCGAUCUCGAUCUGGCACAACCUCGCCAGUGACGAUGCCAGGGAACAUGUCAUCGCCAAGUCGCCCGCACUAAAGAAGGCCUGGAGGGCCUCUGGGAAGCGUUACGAUGCGGGUGAUGACGCUGCCAAAGCGAAAAUGCGGUUCGAGCGAUCAUGGCUGUAUACAAUGCUGCUAGUUUUCUUGCAGAAGUUGAAUGGCCCAGCAAAGGAGCAACCGGAGAAUCUGCUGUAUUGCGAACGCUUUUUGGAACUACUGGUUGAUCUCUUGAGCCAACUUCCGACUCGGCGUUACGUCAAUACCCUGCUCAAGGAUCUCAAUCUCUUGCCCAUUAUCCGCUUGUCACAAUUAUACCGCGUGCCUGAAAAUGCUCUGUUCCGCGAUUUCUACAACCUUCUUAAGCAUUUCAUCAACUUUGCCAUUGAUGAUUACUCUGGCGAAGCGCUUUCCCCUCAGGCCGUCUACGACCUGCACUGCCAAGAGUUGGCGCGAUUGCAAAGAACCGCCAUGAAAUUCUUCAAGGAGAAGCUCAUGAUUCUUGCGCUUUCAAACUUGGGUUCAAUUGAGCAACGAUCCGAGUUGGAAGGUCAACUGUCUUCUCUGGAGGAAGCCGAACUCCAGAGUUUAUGCACAUACCUUGGAUUCCGGACAAGCUAUCCCAAGUCGUCAAAUAUCACCCCCAACCGCCAACUGUACCUUGAGGUUCUUUCCUCGUUUUAUGAGCGCAAGCUUUCUUUCCAGGAAGUCGCUGCUCAAUUGAGUAUCAUCCCAACGGAAGAUAGUCUCUAUGACCCCGCAUUGCUGAGAAGUGAAUCUUAUGAUGGAUCAAGACCUCUUGCAAUCCCAAAGUUGAAUCUUCAAUAUUUGAGUAUUGGGGACUUCCUCUGGCGCUCAUUCCUUCUCUACCGGUCCGAGGCUUUCUUCCAAAUUCGCAAGGAUAUGGAGUCAGUUGUUAAGCGCAUACAGCCCAAGGCAAAUCGUGAUGGAAGCUUGAAAUUUGAUGGAUUCUCUCGAAUGGCUAUUCCAAUCUCUAAGCCUGCUAUCAUUGAAGUUGCCCCAGCCAAGGUUGGCUCUCCCAAUCCGGCGUUCGUUAGGGCCGAGAUAGCAAUCGAGGUGGGAAGGCUUGCGGACAACAUCCGCAAGGAAUGGGACUCCCUUCGCCCAGAUGAUGUUGUUUAUCUGCUGGCUGUUCAGUCUCCUUCUCCCACGCAGCUGGGAGGCCGUGACCAGAAUGCAGAGGAGCCUCGUAUGACUUACCUUCGCACAGCAGAGGUCGUGCAAGUGCUUGAUGAGCAAGGCCGUCCAUUGCGACUGCCAGGACGAGGUCAGGCCAACGGAUAUCACGCUCGUCCGAGGGUACGCAAGAUCCUCGUUAAUCUGGAUGCUGCGGCAUUCAAGGCAGACAAGGACCGCCAGCUGCACGGCAAAACUGAUAUCUAUUCCCUGAUCAAUGUUAUCGCGCGCAGGAAGGGGAGAGAGAAUAACUUCAGGUCAAUUCUUGAAACAAUGCAGAAGCUCAUUGUUUCAGAUAUGACUCUCCCGUCCUGGCUCCAGGAUAUUUUCCUUGGAUAUGGAGACCCUGCGGGGGCGCAAUAUACUCAAUUGCCAGACAAGCUCCAGUCUGUGGAUUUCCUGGACACGUUCUUGGACUGGACUCAUCUGGUAGAGAGUUUCCCCGGGAAAACUAUCGAGCCAUCGGGAACUGAAACAUCUAGUUUCGGUCCCCCUUACGUUCUCGAGUCCAUCGACAGUGAAGGAAAUUCUGCCCCUACUGCCCCGCAGAAGAAGCGCCGGCGAGAACAAGCCGAGCAGACCGAGAAAGGCCCCAGCACCAUGCGGGUGUCAACUUACAAGCCACCCAACCCUGGCCCCUACCCUGUCGAUGCCCCCAAGCUCAACAAGGUACGUUUCACGCCCGCCCAGGUGGAGGCAAUCGCGUCCGGCACCCAACCUGGUCUCACGGUAAUUGUGGGGCCACCUGGUACCGGCAAAACCGAUGUGGCAACUCAAAUUAUCAACAACCUUUACCACAAUUUCCCCGAAGAGCGCACGCUGCUCAUCGCCCACAGCAACCAGGCGCUCAACCAACUCUUCCAGAAGAUCAUUGCACUCGAUAUCGACGAGCGCCAUCUUCUGCGACUUGGUCACGGCGAGGAGGAGUUGGAUACCAAUUCAAGCUAUAGCAAACAUGGCCGAGUCGAAUCUUUCCUUGAUAACCGGAACCAUUAUCUGGCAGAAGUCAUGCGACUUGCAGCGUCGAUUCAGGCCGAGGGUGCCCAUGGGAACUCGUGUGAAACGGCUGGCUACUUCAACACCGUCUAUGUUCAGCCCGCGUGGGCCAAAUUCUGGGACCAGGCCAACGCGGAAGAAGUGUCAAAUGAGGAGAUUGUCGCCUCCUUCCCCUUCCACACAUAUUUCUCAAAUGCCCCGCAACCCUUGUUCGAUGCAGGCGCUUCAAAGGAGACAAUCCUGGAUAUUGCAUCAGGCUGCCAACGGCACAUUGACCGAAUCUUCUCCGAGCUCGAAGAUAUUCGACCCUUCGAGAUUCUGCGUCAGCCGCGGGAUAAGGCCAAUUACCUUUUGAUCAAGGAAGCUCGUGUGAUCGCAAUGACCUCCACGCAUGCGGCCAUGCGUCGACAGGAGAUUGCGGACUUGGGCUUCCACUACGACAAUGUGGUCAUGGAAGAAGCUGCCCAGAUCACUGAAAUCGAGAGCUUCAUUCCCACUGCUCUUCAGAACAUGAAGAACGGCGAGCUUCCCCUCAAGCGAGUCGUCCUUUGCGGAGAUCAUUUCCAGAACUCCCCUAUCAUCCAGAACAUUGCUUUCCGCCAGUACGCACACUUCGAGCAGAGCCUUUUCCUGCGCCUGGCACGGCUCGGUGUCCCGGUUAUUACUCUGGACAAGCAAGGGCGAUCUAGGCCGACUAUCGCCGAGCUCUUCCGGUGGCGCUACCCGGAGCUGGGUGAUCUCCCGGCCGUAGAAACCGUGGAAGAAUUCCAGCAGGCAAACGCUGGCUUUCAAUUCGACUACCAGUUCAUCAAUGUUCCUGACUAUCAAGGCACCGGUGAGCGCGAGCCGACACCACACUUCAUUCAGAACCUGGGCGAGGCAGAGUACGCUGUGGCGCUGUACCAGUACAUGCGACUGCUAGGCUACCCGGCCGCGAAAAUCUCCAUCUUGGCUACAUAUGCUGGGCAGACGGCUUUGAUUCGGGACGUUUUGAGCCACCGCUGUGCGAAGAACCCCCUCUUUGGAAUGCCGAAGAUCGUAACAACCGUGGAUAGAUACCAAGGAGAGCAGAAUGAUUACGUGAUCCUGUCUCUCACCCGUACUCGCACCGUGGGCUAUCUGCGUGACGUUCGCCGUCUGACAGUCGCCUUGUCCCGCGCCCGCCUGGGGCUCUAUAUCCUCGGUCGCCGUGAGGUCUUCGAAUCAUGCUAUGAGCUCAAACCUGCAUUUGACCGUCUGCUACAGCGACCGGACAAGUUGAUGCUUGCGCCAGGCGAGAUGUUCCCCACCACGCGAGCGCUGGACGCUACGGUGGAGGGUACCCCCAUGGAGGGUGUCGAGCAUCUAGGCCAGUAUGUGUUCGAGAUGACCCAGGCCAAAGUCAAGGCUAUGGGUGAUGGCGAGAUGGUCCUUGAUGGUGCGGCGCCAGAAGACGAAGAUGGCCUUUUGGGUGACGAUGAAGAACCGCUGGGUGCUGAUGGGAUUGAGGAUGAGGAUAUUGUAUGA